This is a messenger RNA of Lepisosteus oculatus (spotted gar), 2876 nucleotides long. RefSeq names its product peroxisomal biogenesis factor 3 (gene pex3). Lineage: Eukaryota; Metazoa; Chordata; Actinopteri; Semionotiformes; Lepisosteidae. Gene Ontology annotation, biological process: protein import into peroxisome membrane. The record is from RefSeq and is a predicted model, not a curated record. Gene Ontology annotation, cellular component: peroxisomal membrane. Gene Ontology annotation, molecular function: protein-macromolecule adaptor activity.
CGUAUCUGAAGGUGUCGAGAAGUCAUGCCUGCUGAGGUGACAACAGUAGUUUGCUCUUCAGGUGUCGACAAAGCCUGUUGUGAAUUGCAAAGAUGGAAAAGGGUUUACCUACUGGGUAAAUAUGCGCAGAGGAAAAUCAGAGAAAUUCAGGAGAGAGAAGCAGCAGAGUACAUUGCGCAAGCCCGACGUCAGUAUCACUUCGAAAGUAACCAAAGAACGUGUAACAUGACAGUGUUAUCAAUGCUCCCAACUCUAAGAGAUGCCAUUAUACAACACCUGCAUUCAGAAAGCCUCACAGCUUUGCUAAAGAACAAGCCAGCAAAUAAGUUAGAAAUCUGGGAAGAUCUGAAGAUAAUCAGUUUCGCUAGAAGCAUAGUAGCCGUUUACAGCACCUGCAUGCUGGUUAUUCUUCUACGAGUUCAGCUCAACAUCAUUGGGGGUUACAUAUACCUAGAUAACUCUGUCAGCAAGAAUGGAACGACCCCUUUGGCCCCCCCUGAUGUUCAGCAGCAGUAUCUUUCCAGCAUUCAGCACCUCUUAGGGGAUGGGUUACAUGAACUGAUAACUGUGGUGAAGCAAGCUGUACAGGAAGUGCUAGGAGGGGUUUCUUUGAAACAGAGCCUGUCUCUUCAGGAGCUGGAGCAGCACAUUAACCAGAUCAGAGCCCUCGUCGAAGGAGGCAACAUAACUGGGCACCAGCGGCCUCUCUCCUGGUAUAUGAUGCCGGAUGAGGAGAACACAUUGGCUUCACAGGCCUGUGGUUUAACGGAGAAGGACGUUGCAACGCUAAAGCUGCUAAAUGAAACCAGAGACAUGUUGGAAAAUCCAGACUUCAGCACUGUUCUGGGCACCUGUCUGAGCCGAGGGUUUAGUCGUCUUCUGGACAACAUGGCGGAGUUCUUCAGACCACCACAGGGAGAUCCGGCCCGGAGCAGCACAGCAGACAGUCUCUCUCACGUCAGUCUUCCAUUGGCAAAAAUCAUCCCCAUUAUAAAUGGACAGGUACACUCUGUGUGCAGUGAGGUACCAAGCCACUUUGUUCAGGAUCUCCUUAUGAUUGAGCAAGUGAAGGAAUUUGCUGCCAAUGUCUACGAAGCUUUCAGCACACCACCUACACCCACACAUGAACUCCAAAAAUAAGCCCCCACAAGGACUUGGAGAGCUUAGCUGUUUAGAUGUGCACCUGACACAACAAAGGCAGUUACAUUCCUGACAGAUCCACACAUUGCAGGACCUCCUGUAGCACCGCAUGAAAUUUAUUUAUAAAACAAAAGUAAUUUCCAUUUCUGGAAUGAAAAAAAUCAUCCUCUGCCUUUGGAACAAGACGAAGGAUCUCUGCACUCAUCAGCCUUCUCUGCUUAAAGCAUUGAAGGUGCUGUGUCCUGUUUUUCCUGGGAAAAGAUGCUGCAAUGUAAUCAUUCCUUAAGCAUUCUAGGAGAAGGAAGAGGAAUGCCAAGACUGCUCUUCUUGUAUGAAGACAAGGGUAUUGGAUUCAGAAAGCUAGGGAGCUCCUCUGUCCAGUUCUUGUCCUCUCCAGUACCUUCUCCCAUGACUUUACUUACGUUGAUAGGAAGAGACUUGAUGGAGUUCAGUCAAAAAAAUAUUUUACAGCAGCAUCUUAAAGAGUGUGUUCUAUUGCAGAUGUAUAAAUGGAGAAAAUGUGGAAUUACUUUUAAAUGUAAAUCAGAAGGGCGGAUUUAGGUUCCUGUCUCCCUUUCUAAAAUCACAGCAAGCACACAGUAGAUGUUGCUGGACUAUUAAUCUACAGGAGUUCUCCAGUCCUGUUAUGUACCUGGAUUCUCUUUUAACCUCAAAGGGCCUAAAAUGCAUGUGUCACUACUUGGAACUGGGCAGCCUGGAUUGCCCUGUCCUAGCAAAGAAACAGAGGUCCAGUUUCAUGAUUCUUUAAUUGGGGAUCUGCUCACUGCUUCUGUACUAAAUCUACUGUAAUACCACAACUGUUUAAAGGCGUUGUGUGUUAAACAUGACCUCUGUUUUACCAUGAUCAUAAUUACUAGAUUCAGCCAAUUUGGGUUUUUCUUUUGUUAGAAACAAUGCAUUUUGUUGGGAAAGGAGGCAGGCAGAAAUAACAUACAAGUGAUGGUUAUUGCUCUCUGAUUCUAUUAUACAGUAUACAUUUAACAUUGGUUUCUGGACAUCAGGUGUGCAGCUAAUUGUUGUGGCCACUGUGUAUUCACAGCUAUGUGAGAAGACAUCAGUUUUUUAUUUUUUUGGAGCUGGGAUGUUUUUUUUAGUCCUGUUGUUUCUCUUUAAAGUGGCUUCAGUGAUUAUUUGUAAAUGUGGUGUGCAGUGGCUAUUUGAAGCUACUGUAUAUGGUUGCUGUAAAAUUACACCCUAUAUGGAUGAUGUAUUCAGAUGUAUAGUGUAAUAUAUGUUUCCUUGUCAAAGAUAGGUAAUGUGAAAAAGUUGGCAUUUUUAUGACAAAAGACCAAUCAACCUGUUCAUCUUAACUCACCUUGGUAUUAUUUACAUUUAUUUCAUAUGUACUGGUCUUAUUUUAUUAUCAAGAGCAAUGAGACCUUACCCAGUUGUAGCCUGUUUUGGAUUAAUUUAAUGGACAAUUCAGUGACAGAUCUAUUAAUUGAGCAAAUACAUUUCCAUUGAUGAUAUUUAAAUAACCAUGAUGUUGACUAUCAACUAUGUGAAAACUUGUCAACCUACUUAUCCUGUAGGUCUUAUAAGUUAACAUGUCUUCUAACAUACCAGGAACAGUACAAAAAGGUGUAAGAAACAUAUGAUUACUAUAGGACCAACUUAAAAUGUUUGUCCUAAAUCAGCCCUUUCUAGUCACUUAAAUUCACAGUAGAAUAAAACUUUACUGAGAUAAAAAUAAAAUGAACAGAAAAUUAGUCUCA